Molecule: messenger RNA, 219 nt
Organism: Prunus armeniaca (apricot)
Lineage: Eukaryota; Viridiplantae; Streptophyta; Magnoliopsida; Rosales; Rosaceae
Source: the annotation of a GenBank genome assembly
AUGACGACUCACUUCAAACUCAAGGAAGAAUCAAACAUCAACUCCACUUUUUUCUCCAAUCAACAGGCACACCUCUUCAAUUUGCUUUCUGCGCUCACACCAAAUCAAUGUCAAACAACUUAUAGCAGCUAUAUCGUGGACUUGGCUACGGGAAGGACGAUUGGCUUGGGUAAACAGCGAGGAGGCCUUUACUAUAUGUCGCCGCUAACACGCCGCUAA